Messenger RNA from Andrographis paniculata, 814 nucleotides. Its product is annotated as NADPH:quinone oxidoreductase-like. Bases 96 to 689 code for a protein of 197 amino acids. The transcript has 3 exons. The record is from RefSeq and is a predicted model, not a curated record. Gene Ontology annotation, cellular component: cytosol. Gene Ontology annotation, molecular function: FMN binding; oxidoreductase activity. Lineage: Eukaryota; Viridiplantae; Streptophyta; Magnoliopsida; Lamiales; Acanthaceae.
UUAUCUUUUGAGUUUUGGCUGUCAAUAGGGAAUUUCUUAUUAGUUGGGUUAAGUCUAAGCUGCAGUGUGCACUGAGAUUGCGAAGAAGACAAUCCAUGGCGGCAUCCGUAGCUUCCCCUCCAGUGAUCAAAGUCGCUGCGCUCUGUGGCUCCCUCCGAAAGGGCUCCUACAACCGUGGUCUCCUCCGUGCCGCCAUAGACAUUUCGAAGUCCAUUAAUGGUUUGGAGAUCGAGUAUGUGGAUAUAUCACCAUUGCCGUUUGUCAACACUGAUCUUGAGGUUAAUGGGACAUACCCGCCUGCAGUAGAGGCUUUCAGGCAGAAGAUUCUUGCCGCCGACAGCAUACUCUUUGCUUCACCGGAAUACAAUUAUUCAAUGACCGGUCCUUUAAAAAAUGCAAUUGAUUGGGCAUCUAGGCCCCCGAAUGUUUGGGGGGACAAAGCAGCAGCAAUUGUAAGCGCCGGAGGAGGGUUUGGUGGCGGCAGAUCUCAGUAUCAUCUCCGCCAGACGGGAGUGUACAUUGAUCUGCAUUUCAUCAACAAGCCCGAGUUCUUCCUCAAUGCAUUCCAAGCUCCUGCCAAAUUCGACAGUGAUGGGAACUUGAUCGAUGAAUCGGCCAAGGAGAGAUUGAAGGAGGUUCUCUUGUCGUUAUACGCCUUUACCCUCCGGCUCCAAGGUAAGUCUGCUUAAGCUUGCUCGAACUUUUAUUAUACAGAAUGAGAUUCUUGUGUGAUUGAAUAAAAUCCAUUGUACAUCAAACUUGGAAAGUGUUGCUUGCCUACCUGAAGUUGCUAUGGCUUGAAAGUUGAAACCAA